AUGUUGGGCCGUCCACUUUCUCCUCUUACUUCUUCCACUACCAACAAUGUGACGCGAUCUACGAGCCGUCCGUCUCUAUCACGAAAACGGGCGGCGGCCAGCAAUUUGCCGGUGAUUGAAAAUAGCUCGGAUUUUUCGUCAAGCGAAUUUCUUAGCUCUUGCGGAAGUGCUUGCCGUGGUCGUUUGCUUAUCGGCGGAAAGAAGCGCGAAAAAUUUGAGCCUUUGAUUCUAACAUCACAAGAAGCUCAUGUUGUUUCACAAGUGAUCGCUCGUCUUGAAGAAUCCGAAAAAUAUUACAGAGGAUCUGACGUCAAUGAGUUGAGGGAUAUGGUGAUGCCAGCAGAAUGUGAGUUGGUUGAGGAGAUGAGUGGACGUGUCGUAAUGUUUGUUCCAUUGCACGAAUGUUCCUUACAUGCCUACGCUCAGAAAAAGAGCUUUCAUAUGACGGAAGCUGAUGUUGAACCAAUAUUCAAACAGAUUGUACGUAUUCUUGCGUUCUGUCAUGCAUUGGGAAUAAUUGUGCGCAAUCUGAAACCACGAAAGCUCGUAUUCGAUCAGCAGAAUCGUAUACGUCUUGAAAAUGUUCUGGAUUGCAUCGUUUGCGAUGAUCCGUCGGACGAUCGUAUGGUCGACAAAUAUUGCACCCCUGCGUUUGCUGCACCAGAGGUAGUAAAUCGUGCUCCAAAUUUCUCUGGUAAAGCUUGUGAUGUGUGGAGCCUUGGUAUAUUGCUUUACCUGUUACUGCUUGGUAGAUAUCCAUUUUAUGAUGAGACCCCAGCGGGUGUGUUUUCAAAGAUUCGUGUGGCCAAAGUGGUUCUUCCUCCGGACGUCCAUCUGAGCGCUGGCGCUCGUGCAUUGAUAUUCGGGUUGUUGCGUCGAGAUCCUGAUGAGCGUCCGACCACUGCCGAGUUACGGUCCACUCCAUGGGUUUGUCCCUCCAAAAGUGCCUUGUAG
Ostertagia ostertagi is the source of this 954-nucleotide messenger RNA. NCBI's taxonomy places the organism in Eukaryota, Metazoa, Nematoda, Chromadorea, Rhabditida, Trichostrongylidae. The record is from the annotation of a GenBank genome assembly.